This is a messenger RNA of Syngnathus acus (greater pipefish), 557 nucleotides long. RefSeq names its product protein PET100 homolog, mitochondrial. Gene Ontology annotation, cellular component: mitochondrion; mitochondrial inner membrane. Bases 134 to 370 code for a protein of 78 amino acids. The transcript is spliced from 4 exons. Lineage: Eukaryota; Metazoa; Chordata; Actinopteri; Syngnathiformes; Syngnathidae. The record is from RefSeq and is a predicted model, not a curated record. Gene Ontology annotation, biological process: mitochondrial respiratory chain complex IV assembly.
CCGGUAGGUGCCGUGUUACCGUAAUGCACCAAUGGUGCGGCUAGCUAGCUAGGUUGACACUACAGUGAAGGUCUUCGGCUGCAGCUCAAAUUUAGAUAACGCUUCAGUUACCGUGGUGAAAUUUUACGUCAGAAUGGGCGUUAAAAUAGAGAUGUUCAAAAUGGUGCUGUAUUUAUCCUUUCCUGUUACUAUGUUUUGGAUCUCAAAUCAAGCAGAAUAUUUUGAGGAAUAUAUCGUAAAGCGGAAGAGGGAGAUCUUCCCAGCUGACGAGGGAAUUCAAAGAAAAGAGUUGGAGGACUUCAAGGAAAAAGUUCGAGCACGAAACGAGCAGCAGCGAAUGAAACAACUCUCUUUGGAGUCAGAGAGUUAAAGUUGUUGCCCCCCAAAAAAUAUAUUUAUACCAAAACUGUUUGUGUUGUAUCAGGCAAGAAUGAGUGGAACGGGGUGAUUUUCAUUCCUAUGAUAAUUUUCCCAUUGAACUUUGACAGCAUGUUCAUGUGAUGUAAUUAUGAUUUAUAUGACAAUUCACUGACUAUUAAUGCUGUUCGGCUUUUUGA